AUGGGAUCAGAAAGGGGUGAUUUGAUUUCCACAUUCUAUGUUGGAAAUUGUUAUAAUUUUGGAGUGGGAAGGGAGGUUAAUGUAGAACUAGCUAUGGAGUGGUAUGAAAAGGCAGCUAAUGCUGGUCAUGGAAUGUCAUGCUUUCUUGUGGCAGAUAAAUGUCAUCAGGAAAAGGAUUUUGAUAAUGCAAUGAAAUGGUAUUCGAAAGGAGCAGAAUUGGGAUUGGAUUUGUGUUUUCAUAGAUUAGGAUACAUGAUUGAAAGAGGAGAAGGUUGUGAACGUGAUCUAGGAAAGGCAUUUGAAUGGUUUCAUAAAGCUGCCAAUUGUGGAAUACCUGUAUCCAUGUACAGUUUGGGAGUUUGUUACGAAAGAGGAAUUGGAUGUGAGAUUAAUGAAAAGAAAUCAAUGGAGUGGUAUGUAAAGGCUGCCAGGAAGGGUAAUCAACAAGCCAAUGCCAAAGUAACAUUGAGAUGUACAACUGGAAUUCGAGGAGAUUAUGAUUUCAAACUUGCAUACGAAUUGUUUUUAUUGGAUGCAACAGUUAAGAAGACUUUCAUUGAAUUCUGCUCUUGUUUUGACAUGCCCAUCUCCAAAUUCUACAUUGCACAGGAGUUAUAUUAUGAAAAUGCAAGAAAUGAUUCUUACAAUUCUUUGGAAAUUAUUGAAAUGCUAGAAUCAACUCAACAAUUAUAUCAAAGCCAGAAUUUGCUAGGGCUUAUUUAUUUGGAAGGAAAGAUUGUAGAGCAGAAUUUUGAUUGUGCUUUCAAAUUAAUUGAGAAAGCAGCAGAAUCAAAGAAGGGAAAAUGUCUCUUUGAUUUGGCCAUCAUGUACCUGUAUGGUUAUGGUUGUAAAAAGGAUUCACUCGAAGCCAGAUAUCGAUUAAAACAAUUGGCAAUAGAAGAAUAUCAACCAGCUAUUGAUUUACUUGAAAGGAGUUUCCACUCUGAUUUAUUGAAGAAUCGGCAAUAUUCUGAUUUGAUUAUUGUUAUGAAAUGA
Molecule: messenger RNA, 996 nt
Organism: Naegleria gruberi
Lineage: Eukaryota; Heterolobosea; Eutetramitea; Acrasida; Naegleriidae
Exons: 1
Coding region: 1-996 (331 amino acids)
Molecular function (GO): protein binding
Source: RefSeq, a predicted model, not a curated record